Camelina sativa (false flax) is the source of this 492-nucleotide messenger RNA. RefSeq lists its product as uncharacterized. Lineage: Eukaryota; Viridiplantae; Streptophyta; Magnoliopsida; Brassicales; Brassicaceae. The record is from RefSeq and is a predicted model, not a curated record.
AUGGAACUAAAUACUGAUGGUGUGGGUACAAGUAAGAACAUCAUGUUGGAUACUAAAAGAUAUGGAUAUUGGAAAGUUCGAAUGACACAACUCAUCAGAGGCCAAGGAGAAGAUGCAUGGACAGCAGUAGAAGAAGGUUGGGAACCUCCAUAUGAUACAACAGAGGAUGGUGUCAAAAUUCCAAUACCUAAAGCCAGAUGGACCAUAGACGAAAAGAAUUUGUCGAAAUUCAACGCAAUAGCCAUGAAUGUUAUUUUCUGUAGUGUGGAUGAGGAUGAGUUCAAACUCAUUCAAGGGUGUAAGUCUGCAAAACAAGCUUGGGAUAUUCUUCAACAAUCUCAUGAGGGAACAUCAAGUGUAAAAAGAACGAGACUUGAUCUCUUGGCUACUCAGUUUGAAUGUCUGAAGAUGGCUCUUGAUGUAACGAUUGUGAAGUUCAGUUCAAAGAUAAUUGCCAUAGCAAAUGAACCAGAAGUACUUGGGAAGACUUAG